AGGAAGAGGCGGAGCUCCGAGUACUUCCGAGUAAAGCCGAGCGCUAAGGAUCAGCUGACUGCGGCGCUCUGUCCUUCAAUGGAUUGUUUCUGAUCUGUUCAGAUAAUCAAACGGAAAAAUAAGAUUUGAUUAAUUGAUUGAUUAGUUGGUGAACGCCGAGAUGCCGUCGCUUCUGUUCUGCGGGCCGAAGAUGGCCGCCUGCGGGAUGGUGAUCAGCAUUUGGGGGGUCAUCAUGCUGGCCAUGUUGGGGAUUUUCUUCAGCGCCAACUCGGCGGUUCUGAUCGAGGACGUCCCGUUCACCGAAGAAGACAUCCGGGAGGAUAAGCAGCCGCCUCAGAGGAUCUACGCUCUGUACCGCCAGGUGGGCAUCAACUGCUUCAUCGCCGCCGCCAUCUACUUGGCGGUGGGCGCCAUCUCGCUCUGCCAGGUGCGGCUCAACAAGCGCCAGGAGUACAUGGUGACAUAAAGGACCCACGGCCGGGCUUGACCCCUGACCCCUGGUGAUGGUUCACCACCCGACCUGCAGUCCGAUUUGGUCCUGGAUCAAGCGAGGGGGCGGAGUCUGGAUAAUUUAUUCUGAAUCGUGUUUACUGUUGAUGUUUGUUGUUGUUGGAUGAAAUGUUGCGUCGUUCCUCCAAACCAUUCCCAGACAUCUGUCCCACUGACCAACCAGGAGAAGGCCUGCUCCUCUUCCUCCUCCUCCUCUUCCUCAUCUGUGUAGCUGGUGGUGAUGAAAAUGUGUUCAACCCGUUCUGCUGGAUGCUCCUUUACAAUAAAGUGUGAAUGUGAUUAAA
Molecule: messenger RNA, 794 nt
Organism: Gambusia affinis (western mosquitofish)
Lineage: Eukaryota; Metazoa; Chordata; Actinopteri; Cyprinodontiformes; Poeciliidae
Gene: rnasekb
Product: ribonuclease, RNase K b
Exons: 3
Coding region: 161-466 (101 amino acids)
Molecular function (GO): RNA endonuclease activity
Source: RefSeq, a predicted model, not a curated record